AAUGUUCAGAGUGUAAUCAAACCAGCAACAUUAUAAAGUCGAAAGUAUUUUUUUCAUUCAUUUCUGUUUAGUCAGAGGGAAUCAUUUCAGUUCGAAAAAUGCUUCCUUUGCUUUUUUUGUUUUAACUGCGUGUAUUUCAUGACGUGAAUGUGAAGUGAUCUAUUUGAAUAUAAGAUUAAGAUUGAAAACAGAAAAAAACAGUCAGCAAGAGUCAAGAAAAUAUUUGUUGUAAAAAUAAACGUGACUGCAAUACGAUUAGAAAGUAAGAGAGGAAAAAGAAGAAAAGAUACGACGAUUGUAUAAUAUUGUAUCAAAGUGCUGUUUUUCCAAACUUCUCAAUAUGUCGAAAUUUUAAAGCUGACAUUCAAGAAACAAUUUCGUGUUCUUUGUUCAUCGAGUUUGUGAAAAAACUCAAAAGGAAGUUCAUUGAACUUGACGGAGUCACAAAAGCUAUCCUUGGCCAAACUAUUGCAGCAAAUAGCCUAAAACUUAAAAAUAGAAAAGUUUCUUUUAUAUAAAAAUUGCUGCGACGUCUGCUGCAAAUCUUUUAAGUGUAAAAUAUGGAAAUGGCUUCAAGAUUUCAAGAACCACACUUGCCAAUUAAAUUAAUGACAAUAUCGAAUGCAGAAGACGGGCGCCGUAAUUCAAAUCGUCAUCAGGUUCUAUCGGCUGCAGGAUCUCAUUCAAUGUAUGGUGGGAGUAAUGCUGAAGACAAUGAAGACAGCGCAGAGGCAUCAACAUGUGGCAAAAUCCUCAUUUUUCUUUCUUGGGUUCUCGUUUUUCUAACAAUGCCAAUUAGUAUGUUGGUUUGCUUUAAGGUAGUACAAGAGUACGAGCGUGCUGUAAUCUUUCGUCUAGGACGUUUAAUGCAAGGUGGUGCGAAAGGACCAGGAGAAUUUCUUCGAUUCUCGAGUAAAAUUUCCGCUCUAAUUAAUUUCAAUGGUCUAUUCGCAUCCCUCCAGGUUCUGACAAAAGACAGCGUUACAGUAAGCGUAGAUGCUGUCGUGUACUAUCGUGUUAAUAAUGCCACAAUAUCAAUUGCGAAUGUUGAGAAUGCACAUCAUUCGACCCGAUUGUUGGCUCAGACGACUCUCCGUAACACGAUGGGCACACGGCAUUUGCAUGAGAUUCUCAGCGAACGCAUGACAAUCUCUGGAAGUAUGCAGGUGAGUGGACCAUUCACGAUUAAGUUUCCGACCAUGACAGUAAUAAAACAUUUUUUCUUUCUUUUGUAUCGGCGAAAAAUAUCUGAAGCUUUCACUAGACGAGGCAACAGACGCUUGGGGUAUCAAAGUAGAAAGGGUGGAAAUGCUGCUUUAUUAUCCUUUUUCUGUCUCUAUAGCAAGGAUGUCAGAUUGCCAGUACAAUUGCAACGUGCAAUGGCAGCUGAGGCUGAAGCUUCUCGAGAAGCCCGGGCAAAGGUCAUUGCGGCUGAAGGUGAACAAAAAGCUUCGCGUGCUUUAAGGGAGGCAUCUGAAAUCAUCGGCGAUUCGCCAGCAGCUCUGCAGCUUAGAUAUCUUCAGACAUUGAACACAAUCUCGUCAGAAAAGAACUCAACAAUCGUAUUCCCGCUGCCAAUCGAUUUGCUCACUUUUUUUAUGAAGAAAACUGAAGCUUAGUGAGAAUUUAAUCUUAACGAACAUGUUGGAGCGAACAUGCAAAGACAGCUCGAAGAAAUCUUUUCUCGAUAUUGUUUAACAAAAUAAGGUCGUAAACGUCUCUGUUUCUCGAUGUAUUCAUUAAUUCAAUGAAAAAAGGCAAAAAAAAUGUUAUUGUACACAAUUUUCUCUCCACAUUGGACGUUAAGAAAUUCUUCAUGUGAGCACAUUUCUCAAAAUAAAUAAAAAAAAAGAAAAAGAAACCACUGCUGAUCAAAAGCCAUUCAUUGUAAGAAAGAAAGGAAAAAUCAAAAAAAUUUCGUAGAUUUAGAAUAAGAGAAUCAAACGAGAACAAUUAUCUAUUCAUGAUGGGAAUUGAAAUGUUUUGUACUACUAAACUCGAAACGAUAACAACGUUUUCUUCAAUAAUCUUACCCCAAACAUCCACUUAUAUACACAUACACCCCCACACAAAUAAACACAAACAUAUGAGAAAGGAAUGAAAAAUAAUUGAAUCAAUUGUGAAGAUUCACAUUUCGUAAGCGUAAGUCGAUUUUAUCGGAUAAGACACAAAACUCAAAUCGUGAACAGCAACAUGACGACGCUCUACGACGUCACAUAAAAAGUUCCAUCACUGCGGUUGUUUCUCAAUAAAUAAUAUAAAAAAAGAAGCCAAAGAUGGAUCACAACAUUUCAGUUUUCAUUUCCAUUUCUUUAUAUGACGACAGCACUCGUAGGCAGAUUUUGUGUCGUUAAGUUCUCAGAAAAAAAACUUUUUUCUCCUCAUGUUUACUUCAAUUCAAUGCAAUUUCUUUCCUACUGUGAAUCAUUCACGAAACAAAUCGACUUUUAAAAGAACAUCAUAACAAUAUACAUAUGAAGUUUGAAAGAAAAAGGAAGAAGAAAACAUGUAAUUAAGAUAACUAAAUAGCAAGGGAAAAUUCUUUUAGGAUAGGAAAAACAAAAACUUUAAAUAAGACGAUUUCAAAUUUAUCCUCAAGAUGAAGAAAUCUUUUUAAAUAAAAAGUUGAUGAAUCAUGAAAGCACUUAAUGACGAAGACUAGGGCUUUAGAUUGUAAUUCAAGAUACAAAAGCAGGAAUUACUGAUGAUUUAACCAAUCAAACUUCAAUUUUAUCUUUAAAACUUCUAGGUUUAGUCCAAAAAGGUAAAACAAGUUAUUUGCUUCAAAAUUUUACGAUUAUGAAUUAAUGAGAAAUGAAAUAUUAGAAGAAUAAGAGAAAAAUGAAGACAACACUACGUUUGUUCAAAUCAAAUUCGAGAUAUAUUCUAAAAAUGUUGCAAGUAAUAUGGGAACAUCGAAUGAGAAACAAAUCUUAUCUUUUCGCCUCAAAUAUUUGUAGAUUUACAAAUAAGAAAAGAAAUUUUCAUCAAUUCAAAUUAGGAAAAAUGUCGAAGGAAAAGAAAAUUUCUUCUCUUAUCUUUAUCAUCCAGCAUUGAAAUAUUUUCCGUUUUCCUUUUCAAUUCCCAAUCGGCGCAUAACUUUCGUAAUUAUCUAUCUGAGAAUUAAAAAAAAUGAAUAAAUUUUAAAUCAAAUAAAUAAUCUGAAAUUUCUUUCCCACUCUAAGUAAAAAAAAGAAUUAAAACAUUUCUUUGUGAGAAUAAAAGAUAAUUGUAUUUUGUCUCUAAUUGAUGAAGUCUUAAUAAAGUUUGAAUCGAAUGUUUAAAAAAACAUGUUUUCAAUAAUUUAUAAUAUUUUUUGGUUUUUGAUUUUAAAUAACAAGUUUUGAUGCUUGAAAUAUAAAUAUUUAAGUUGAACUCAUAGCAUAGCAUAAUAUAAUUAAUGUACAAAAGCACUAAAAAUAAAAAUUCUUGUUUAAGUUUUAAAAGUUGUUCAUCACUUCCGGCAUUGGCUUUGCUUCUUUAGACAUUCACAAAUAUUUAAGUAACACGUUGUGCCAAUUCAUAAAAAUAUUAAGUUUUUAAUCCUUC
This is a messenger RNA of Clunio marinus, 3549 nucleotides long. The record is from the annotation of a GenBank genome assembly. Lineage: Eukaryota; Metazoa; Arthropoda; Insecta; Diptera; Chironomidae.